UCCCAACACAUACUGUUUCCUGCCUUUGGUGAGAUAGCAACCUCAGCUCUAACCAAAUAUGUUACCUGGCCGAAUUCCUAAUUAGUCAAACGGCAGCACGAUCGAAUAUCCCUCCGCUGUGUUUGACUUUCCUCUGGCGCAGGCGGAGAGCGGGAGGAGUAAGGGGUGAGCAGCUGGCCGGCAUGUCUGCGUUCUCCGAGGCGGCCCUGGAGAAAAAGCUGUCGGAUCUGAGUAACUCUCAGCAGAGUGUGCAGACCUUAUCCCUAUGGCUGAUUCACCAUAGAAAGCACUCCAGGGUCAUUGUUGCCGUAUGGGACAGCGAGCUGCGGAAAGCAAAGCCUAGUAGAAAGUUGACAUUUCUAUACCUGGCGAAUGAUGUGAUUCAAAACAGCAAGAGAAAAGGACCUGAAUUUACAAAAGACUUUGCGCCUGUUAUUGUGGAUGCAUUUAAACAUGUUGCAAGUGAUACUGAUGAGAGCUGUAAGAAGCAUUUGGCUAGGGUUCUCUCUAUAUGGGAAGAGAGGGCUGUGUAUGAAAACGAUAUACUGGAGCAACUGAAGACAUCUUUAU
Nanorana parkeri is the source of this 570-nucleotide messenger RNA. Its product is annotated as regulation of nuclear pre-mRNA domain-containing protein 1A. The annotation marks the transcript as partial. The record is from RefSeq and is a predicted model, not a curated record. Gene Ontology annotation, cellular component: RNA polymerase II, holoenzyme. The transcript has 3 exons. Gene Ontology annotation, biological process: mRNA 3'-end processing. Gene Ontology annotation, molecular function: RNA polymerase II complex binding. Lineage: Eukaryota; Metazoa; Chordata; Amphibia; Anura; Dicroglossidae.